Molecule: messenger RNA, 1292 nt
Organism: Phlebotomus argentipes
Lineage: Eukaryota; Metazoa; Arthropoda; Insecta; Diptera; Psychodidae
Product: carnosine N-methyltransferase
Exons: 5
Coding region: 135-1292 (385 amino acids)
Molecular function (GO): S-adenosylmethionine-dependent methyltransferase activity
Source: RefSeq, a predicted model, not a curated record
UGGGGGUGUUUUGUAGAAACAAGUCACAACUUUGUUGAUACUCGGCGGCAACGGUGCUCUUCGGAGUGCUUUGCUCCAGCUUUUAUCAGUUUCUCUGCCUGAAUUUACGCGGUGCAGCUGCGCCCAGUGACACCAUGGAUCACGAGAACCAUGAUGACUACGACGAGAGCUUCACCGCCGAAGAGGAGGAGCGGAAGAACUUCCAAGGCGUGAUUGCAGCCUUCCUGAACUACAAGGUGAAUAGCCUGCAGAAGAUCAAUUCCACCGAGGUGUACUUGAGCAGAUUACCGCCUCAUCACCAGACAAUGCUGAAGAAGUACUCGCAGAACCUGAGGAGCAUCCGUGAGUGCAUCGAGAGGAACUACAAAGUCAUUCGACAGCUCCUCGUGGACGUGAAUAAGAUCUUCGAGCAACCCAGUGAUGUUCCACUCACGACUGGCGAUCACAAUCAUCACGAUCCGCCGCCGGUGGAGCUCCAUAAGUCGCUCAAGGUGGAAAUCACGCUGAAGCUCUUCGCGCGUGACUGGAGUUCGGAGGGCGUUGAGGAGCGCGAGCAGUGCUACACGCCGAUCAUCGAUGCCAUCGUGGAGGCUUUCAACCCCAAAGAAGUUGACGUCGGCAAUGUGCGCGUUCUCGUGCCCGGAGCCGGAUUGGGCAGAUUAGCGUACGAGCUGGCCUACAGAGGCUACUUUUGCGAGGGCAAUGAGUUCUCCUACUUCAUGCUCAUCGCCUCGAAUUUCAUUCUGAACAGAUGUACCUAUGCCGAUCAGUACGAAUUGCACCCCUGGAUUCACCAGUACGUCAACAAUUCGCGACGCGAUGAUCAGAUAAGGGCUGUGCGCUUUCCGGACGUGAGUCCCAUUCAGGCGCCGCCCAGUGGGACGUUCAAUAUGGUGGCCGGGGACUUCCUGCAAGUGUACAACGAUUGGAAUGCGUGGGAUUGCGUCGCCACGUGCUUCUUCAUCGACUGUGCCAACAAUGUGGUGGAGUUUGUGGAGAGAAUUUACAGAAUUCUGCGGCCAGAGGGGAUCUGGGUGAAUUUGGGGCCCCUGCUGUAUCACUACAGUGAUAUACUCAACGAGGGGAGCAUCGAGCCGACGUACGAGGACCUCCAGUCGGUGAUUGAGACGGUGGGCUUUAAGUUUCUCAGGAAUGAAACGGGAGUGCGCACAAAGUACAGCCAAAACCCGCGAUCUAUGCAGCAAAGCGAAUACCUCAGUGUCUUCUUCGUGUGCCAGAAGCCGCGCGAAAGCAACUCAGAUGAGCCGGAGGAGAGUGAAGGACAGCAGUGA